This is a messenger RNA of Xiphias gladius (swordfish), 7885 nucleotides long. RefSeq names its product PITPNM family member 3 (gene pitpnm3). Gene Ontology annotation, biological process: phospholipid transport. Gene Ontology annotation, cellular component: cytoplasm. NCBI's taxonomy places the organism in Eukaryota, Metazoa, Chordata, Actinopteri, Istiophoriformes, Xiphiidae. The record is from RefSeq and is a predicted model, not a curated record. The transcript is spliced from 20 exons. The coding region runs from base 497 to 3367 and encodes 956 amino acids. Gene Ontology annotation, molecular function: phosphatidylcholine binding; phosphatidylcholine intramembrane carrier activity; phosphatidylinositol binding.
GAGGCCGGACGCCCUUCAGCCGCCGCAUCCGCGGACGUGCGCGCACCGCUGGAGGCAGUCGAGCUGCAGACCGAGGGGUUGGUUUUGGAGGAACUCCGGCUGAUGUUCGCGGCGGCGGAGAGGGGAGAGACGAGAGCUGGGUGGGCAUGACAUCUGAGCCAAGUCUGCACGGAUACAACAGAUACCCAAAGUAUGUCUGCGGCAGGGGCGGGUCGAUGCUCUGAGGGACUUGACACAGGUGAAUGAGCACGGCUGCGGAUCCUGCUGGGCUCUUUGUCUCCUCGUUCUUGAUUCCCCUCUCCGCGGCAGCUGUAGCUCCCCGUGCCCGCUUCACCCUGCGUCGCUCCGGCAGGCGUCAAGGCGCAGCAGGCAGGAGAGGGACGGAGCAAGCGCCGCCGCUGUUUGAGCAACUAUCCGACACGCGGCUGCCGCGCAGCAUAACGUGACGGCGUUUACCGGGAGACCGCAGAGACUGAGACACGCGGGAGGGGACACUAUGUCAAAGGAGACGAGAGGAAGAGGUUCAUCACGAAAGCACAGCGCCUCUCAUUGGUGUCUGCAGAAUAUCGCACAAGAAUCAGUUGACAGCUCCGAUGAGGAGUUCUUUGAUGCCAGAGCAGAUGUUAUGGAGGGGAAGAGCGCCAUUUUGCUGGGCAUGAGUCAGUGGAACUCGAAUGACCUGGUGGAGCAGAUCGAAACUCUGGGACACAUGGAAGACCAGUCACAUGAGGGUCUCUACCAGCUGGGUGGUCCACGCUGUGCCCCUCAGAGCAGCAUUGAAGGACUGGAAGACACAGAGAGGAAAUGUAAGACACAUGUGUUGCUGCUCGUGGUGCAUGGGGGAAACAUCUUGGACACAGCAGGCGGAGACCCCAGCACAAAGGCUGGCGAUGUGGCCACUCUGGCCUCAGUGCUGGAGAAGGUGACGCGGGCACAUUUCCAGGCUGCUGCAGAACACGUGAUGAUAAAGCUGGUGCCAUGUCCGGCUGUGUGCGCUGAAGCCUUCUCCCUGGUGUCCAAUCUGAACCCAUACAGCUAUGAUGAGAGCUGUGUGUCCAGCAGUGUGGACCACCUACCCCUGGCUGCCCUCCCCCUCCUUGCUAUCGUCUCACCACGCUACCAGGAUGCCGUAGCGACCGUCAUCGCCCGAGCGAACCAGGUCUACCACAGCUUCCUGCAGUCAGAGGAUGGCCAGGGAUUCUCGGGUCAGGUAUGCCUGAUGGGCGACUGUGUGGGAGGUGUGCUGUGCUUUGACGCUCUGUGCUUCAGCAACCACCAGAGGCCCGGCAGCCCCAACAACAGCAGCAGGAACAACAGCACUGAGAGCCUGAAGGAUAACUCGGGCCUGCUCGGGGAGUCCAGCCCGGGUCUGAGCUCUAGCAAGAGGCUGAGUAAAAGCAACAUCGACAUCUCUGCCCCCAACGAAGGGCACGGUCAGGGUGGGCAGCCACUCAGCCGGAAGCAGAGCGACUCGUAUGAUGGAGAUACAUCUGCUACUGGCCAGCACAGCUUUUUUUCCAGUUUGACCAAAGAAAAUGUAGAGCUGCGUGGCGGCAGGAGCACCAGUCUCGUGUUGAAUCCUGGCCGAUUCGACUUUGAAGUGUCAGACUGCUUCCUGCUGGGCUGUCCGCUGGGCCUUGUGCUGGCCAUGAGACGCACAGUGCUACCUGCUGUCCAGGUGAGCCAACUCCACCCAGCCUGCUCUCAGAUUUUUAACCUGUUCUACCCCUCGGACCCUUCAGCCUCCAGGCUGGAGCCACUGCUGCAGCCUCUCUUCCACAAGUUGCCACCAUUUGCUGUGCCACGCUACCAGCGCUAUCCCCUAGGAGAUGGACGCUCAAUGCUCACAGCGGAAAGUAUCCAAGGCCAUCCAAAUGUAUUUUUGGAAGGUGAGCAAACUCAAGGAAGUUCAGCUUCUCAACAGUCCUCUGAGACACAGACUGAAGGAGGAGGAGGAGAAGAGGGAGGUCGCAGAGCCAGCAUGACCAGUGUGGAAAGUGAAACGUCAGUUUGCUCCAUGGGUCAGCUGGGCAACACCAUCGCAAACAUUUCCAGUAGCUGGUGGGGCUCCAAAAGGCUGGACUAUGCUCUGUACUGCCCUGAUGUGCUGACCGCCUUCCCAACAGUGGCUCUGCCUCACCUUUUUCAUGCCUCCUACUGGGAGUCCACGGACGUAGCAGCUUUUGUUCUCCGGCAGCUCAUGCGAUGUGACUGUGUGAAGACCCAGGAAGCGGGCAAUUUGGACUCGGCUCCAUUCUCUCCCUCCAGCCCACGAGAAAAAUGGCUCAGAAGGAGGACACAUGUCAAACUAAGGAAUGUCACAGCCAACCACAGGGUGAAUGAUGUCAUUGCCACAGAGGAUGGACCUCAAACUCUGGUUGGUCGCUUCAUGUAUGGCCCCUUGGACAUGGUCACUCUGACUGGAGAAAAGGUGGACAUUCUGCUGAUGACACAACCUCAGUCUGGCCGCUGGGUGCACUUUGACACAGAGGUGACCAGCAGCAACGGCAGAGUCACAUAUACCAUACCCAAGAGUAAGAUGCUCGGCCUGGGCGUCUAUCCGAUGAAAAUGGUGGUCAAGGGAGAUCAAACGAGUGCAGAGGCCUACCUGACUGUGUUGCCACGGGGCAUGGAGUGUGUGGUCUUCAGCAUCGAUGGCUCUUUUGCUGCCAGUGUGUCAAUCAUGGGCAGUGACCCCAAGGUCCGCCCUGGAGCUGUCGAUGUCGUCAGGCACUGGCAGGACCUGGGAUAUCUGAUUAUCUACAUUACAGGCCGCCCUGAUAUGCAGAAGCAGCGUGUGGUAUCUUGGCUCUCGCAGCACAAUUUUCCCCAUGGGAUGAUCUUCUUUUCUGAAGGCCUGGUUCAUGAUCCCCUGCGACAAAAGACCAUCUUCCUCAGGAACCUCAUACAGGAGUGUCACAUUAAGAUCAACUCUGCUUAUGGCUCAAUGAAGGACAUCUCUGUUUACAACAUGCUUGGCCUCAGCCCCUCACAGAUUUAUAUUGUUGGCAGACCUUCGAAGAAGUACCAAACUCAGUGUCAGUUCCUGAGUGAGGGCUAUGCAGCGCACCUGUCCACCCUUCAGUUUGGGCACAGAGCCAGACCCAAGAAAUCCCCUUCGGUUCGUAUGGUCCUAAGGAAAGGCUCGUUUGGUCUCUCAGCGAAGCCUGACUUCCUUUGUAAGCGCACCCACCUGCGCAGGACCAUGUCGGUGCAACAGCCCGACCCGCCGUGCACACCCAACCCAAAGCCUGAGCGAGCCCAGAGCCAGCCGGAGUCUGAUAAGGAUCAUGGGGGAGGAGGAGGAGGAGGCGGACAAGGUGCAUGGGGACGGGCCUCCAUACAUCGUGGAGACACGACUCCUUGACAUCAGAAAAAGGGAUGGAAGUAUUGCAGGAGGACAGAAGAAGAGGAGAACAAAGGAGUCUUAACGUCCAGAGCCAAGUGUCACCUCUACUUACUGUACAUGUACAUUGGAUCCUGUGCUGGUAUCCCUCACAACUCAGCUUUACCUCCUGCUUGGCCCUCUACACUUUGCCAACUUUCCGGCGUUUCUUCCUGACCUGCUCGUGGAUAAAGUCACUUAGUCUUCGUGCCUGAAAUUUUAAGAAGAUGCUGGGGAUAGCAAUGAUUUUUGCAAAUGUCUUUGUCAAGCUCAAAUUGUGUCCAAUUGUAAAUUAAGAUGAAUGUACUGAAAAUCGUAAAUACGUACAUAUUCAUGCACCCACAUGCUUCAGAGGAUGAAAAUCGUGAUGCCUGUGGUGACUUUGAACACGCUGAGACCUUGCCCCAGCUCGAGGAGCAGAUUACAAGAUGCUGCACCACACUCUGAUGCCGUUCAGACUCCUGUGCUGAUAGGUGGUCAUGUUGACUGACUCCUGCACUGAUGUAAAUACUCAACACACAUCAUCCCCCUGUGGGCCUCUGGACACAGAAUCACAGUGACAUUUAGGUUCAAUCUGUUCAUGAGCUCUGCGAUCUGGAGCCUACAUCAGCCGACCUCGCUGAACACUGGCCUCUGCCUCCAUUUCGCUCCCUCUGUUGGAAUGUCUCUCUCGCGAUGAGGCUGGCCUAUUACUCCUGCCCCUGCCCCCCCACCUUCCUUCCCCUCAACCAGUCAGGCAAAACAUGCCUUUCGACAGCCACCUCCAACCACAGCCGCUGAAGCACUGUGGUGUGCACGACUCGGUCCCCGGGGUCGCAUUUGCACUAUCGAAGUACACCAUAGUUGUUCUCAAUUUAACUGUGGUACUAGCUUCAGAAACAAAGAGUUGUAUUUGUAUUUUAUUGCACUUGUAGUUUUUGUUUUUCCUGCAGAUUGUGCACUGUCACUAUCUGUUGCUUACUGUAACUACUGGAGGAAUUAAACUCGAAUAGUUUGUAGGAAAGUGUUGAUUUGACCAAAAAAUGUUUACAGAUUGAUAGACACAGCUGUAAAAAGUAAUCAGCUCUAAUUUAUCUCAUAAUUCCAAUGACAGUUUAAUUAUCACUAUUGGCAACGUUAGUUUAGUUGCUUGGUGGUAACAGUAGCUUGCAGGAUGUUGUACAGUAGACCCCAUGCCACUUGAAAGUCCACCAGGAUGCUGUCGCAUCCAUUUAUUACAGCUGCACUGGAACCAAUAUAUUUGUGAUGAAAUCUGAUGCUGUCUUGUGCACUCAAGGUUGAAAUGAGUCUUACUGUGGCCAUGUUUAAAACUCUGUGCAAGUCAAACAUAUUUUUCUAUGAGGAAAUACUGUAAAUAGAAAUAUUUUCAGUGUAUGUUUUUGAACCUUUUGUUGUUUGACUUGUUGGAUGGUUGAUUUUUUGCCUUAAAUUGUAUUUGAUGUUGUGUAGAGAUACAAAAUAAUUUUAUCUGUUUGACCAAAGUAAAGAGUUUAACUGUUACAUCAUGAAAAAGUGCAUUUUAUCUAGAUAUUUUGCUUUGACAUGUUUUAGAAACUGUAUAUGUGUGUGCGUGUGUGUGUGUGGGUGUCUAGCUGUUUGUUGUGGAGUUGUAUUUGCUGUGAAUGUGAAGACAGUGAUGACAAGUAAAGGCCUCUGCAGAGGAAUCAGUUGACACAGGGAGGCCAGUGUUAACAUACAGUACCUGCACGUUCUCACUGCAGCUCACUACUUUUCAGAACUGAGCGUUCAUUUUUAUAGGUUUGGAUUGAAGCAGUGUGUCAGAGGAUUGCUUGGUUGAGGUUUUUCUACCUGCUAUGAAAGAAAAGGGGCGUAUGAGUUCUUAGGGUGUCCUAGUUAAAGGACCAGUGUGAGGGAUUUGAUUGCAGAUUCCAGCCAGCUGAAUACCCCUUCCCUCACCUGUUCCUUUCCAAGCGUGUGGGAGAACCUACAGUGGCCUUCAGUUAACGUAAAAAUGUGAAAAGCCCUCUCUGGAGCCAGUGUUUGGUUUUUCCAGUCUGGGCUACUGUGGAAACAUGGCAGAGCAACAUAGCGGGCUCCGUGGAAGAGGACCCGCUCCCUAUGUAUAUAUGAAGGACUCAUUCAAAGAUAACAAUAACACGACGAUUCUUAGUUUCAGGUGAUUACACACUAAUGAAAACACACUUAUGAAUGUUAUAUACCAUUUCUGCCAAUAGAUCCCUCUAAAUCCUACACACUAGUCCUUUAACUGUAAACCUCCAUAGCAGACUGGCACAUACAAGCCAGGAAGAAGCUAUCUUUGGCUCUUUUUCUUUCACCUCCUGUACAUCAUAGGUGAUCCAGUAAUUAGCUAUUUGAAUACUACUAACUAGGUAUGACUCCCCUGUAGUGCUAGCCCUGUAAUUGUUGCAUUGCUUGUUAAUUGUAUAAAGACAAUACCAAUAUACGUAACUUAAUUUUUUUUUAAUUGUUAAAAAAGAAACAUUGUUACCCAAGCAACUAAUAAUCAUUUCCAUCAAUGUACACACAAUAAUCAAAGUGACUCCAUCAGUCUAACACAUAGGGAUAUUUUCCUACCAUGAUGAUACAUUGGAGGAGUGAAUUUUAAGCUGGGCAGCAUUUUAGUACACCAAUGUUAGUAAAUGGCAAAUAAUGAUCUAAUGGUCAAAUGAUGAUUUUUCUGUGCAUGUUAAUGAUUUGAUAUUGUUGAGUAAUGGCUAUCAAUUGUCAUGUUUGUGAUACUCUUAACUGAUAAUAGAGUAGUUAUUUGUACAUGGUGACUAAUUAUUCAUGAAAAUAAAUUAAACCACCACAUGCUGAGUAUAAUGAAAAUCUGUACUUAAAUUUAUGAUACAUAGCUGAUUUUUUUUCAGCAGUAAAAACAGUCUGUAACUGUAGGCCAUAGCAUAUGGUUUACAUCAUUUUUAUACUUAUUAAACCAUUCAGUGACCCCCUCGUGUCCUAUGGAUGGGGGCUCUGUCAUCCUAGGAGGAAACCAUUCCCAUCAGGAAAGAAAUGUUUCAUCAUAGGAUAAAGGUGAUCACUCAGAGCAACUUUGUAUUGUUUUGCAGUGACCCUUCCCUCUAUUGGGACAUGUGGACCCAAACCAUACCAGCAAAAGGCCCCCAAAGGCGUAGCAGAGCCACCGGAUCCCCUCACUGUGGGGAUCGAGCAUUCAGGCCCGUAUUGUUCUGUUGGUGUGCGCCACACAUGCGCUCUUCCACUUGUCAAGAAUAUGGUGAAGGAUGACUCAUCUGACCAGAUCACGUUUUUCCACAUCUCUUUAGACCAGUGCCUAUGGUUAUUACACCAUUGAACUCUCAGAUGUGCACUACUGACCCAUGAGCGCAAGGUCCUGCUUUCCCUCCGCAUGUACACCUCUCUCUGCAUCUCAUUCAAUUGACCACAUGGCGGCUGACACAGUCGUGAAUGAGCUUCUAACUUUAUCUCUGACUGAUCAUUUUACAAGUUAGAAGACGGCGCUGUUAUAAAAUCAGGAUUUUAGCAGCGCAGCGCAGCAGCUUGGAGAUGGCUUGGAAUCGACUGCUGGUUAACAUGUAGUCUUAAUGGGCCGAGUUUUAGCCACUGUUACAUACUUGUUCCGUCGUAAAUGAGAACAGCUUUAUUGGGAAUUAGGCUGGAUUAAAAUACUGUAUAUGUGAGCACAGAGAGUCGGAGAGAAGCAAACAGAUAAAGGGCUGAAAACCAGCCGACACUAGGCAGAAUGCAAAUACGACACGCUGGCAUCAAGAAUAUGCUAGUUAGCGUAUUACGUCAUCUAGAGACAUUUGGCGACUUUUCCAGCAGGCUUUAACUGCUUUCCACUGAAAGUAAUCGUUUACAGCUGUUCCAUAACAGUUUUCAACUAUGUCCUCAAUUUCGCUCACUAACCAUGCGCGUUAAUAAUUGCUUAAUUGUAGCAUGCAGUGCACCUGUGUGAAAGCAUCUAGAUUUAUCAUAUUUCUCCACUCAUUUAUUCAGGUUUUUACUUUAAUAUGUCACCCUUCUGUAAAUCAUAUGAAUUCCAUCUUCAUUUUAUUCUUAGAUAAUAGAAGUAAAUAAUCCUUUAUAAUAGAAUAACAGCAGGAUAUAUUAUAUAAUGUAGAAUUAUUUUAUUUACCGAGAGUUUAAAGUGUUACACAAUUAUUGUCUUCAAAUAAAUAUGAAUGACCUCUUACUAAGUACUAAUUAAUGUUGUCAGAUAAUUAGUAUUCACCAAAUCAUGACUUAACUGUUGGGUAUUGACCUAAUUUGCCAUUCAUUAACAAUUCUUAUGACUUAAAAAUUAAGCUUAUGAAAGUUUACUUACAUGAUGUGACAGAUUCUUUGAAAAUUGUUGAUUUUAUUCAUUGUUGUGGUCUUAUUUUUGGUCUUAUGGGUAUCUGACACUGGUCUUUUGAACAUAUGGAGAAAAAAAACCUUGUUUCACUGCUGCACAGUUUAUUGUUUUGCACAUAUCUCCUGUGAUGAUGAACAUGUUAUGGUGUUUAUUAAACUCAGUCCACCUUUCAUUAUUGCAUA